Molecule: messenger RNA, 1557 nt
Organism: Guillardia theta CCMP2712
Lineage: Eukaryota; Cryptophyceae; Pyrenomonadales; Geminigeraceae
Exons: 8
Coding region: 141-1400 (419 amino acids)
Molecular function (GO): protein binding
Source: RefSeq, a predicted model, not a curated record
AGGAAACAACCAACAAGGGAAGAACUUCAUAGGAGUACUUACACUCACCUACAUUCGUUUGCUUCUUCUUCUACACACCUCUCAUCUCUCAAUGUUCCUCAAGUGAGCCCCCUGUCCUCGCCUCCUGCUCGUCUUCUACCAUGGCAGACCUUUCCCUUCCUUCUGCUGUUAGUCUCCUCCAGGAGCGAAUCGAGCGGAGGAAAGCAGAGGGUCAGAGGUUCCCCAAGCCUGCCAACUCGGAGGAGGCCUUUCGCUCAGCUCGGUUCGCUCCUAAUGAGCAGGUGCGAAGGAGCGUGAAGGCAUCGACGAUCAGCCGGAAGCCUGAGCAUGCUGGGGCCACAGAGACGGCGAGGAGAGAGCGAGAGAGAGACAAGUCGCCGGCGAAGAAGCCCAACAACGAGAGCUUCUCCUCCCUUCCUGAGGAGAACAGCUUGAGGGAGGAGACGUGGAAGGGCAGGCCGGCUAAGGACGCCAACAACCCCUUCCGUAUCGGCAUCCCCCAGCGCGUUGAGCCACCGAAAGAUCUAAAUGUUCCUGUCCGCAACGAUGACGGCACGAUGGUGGCUGAGAAUGAAGGAGGAGGAGGAGGAGGAGGAGCGUCUGUCGCUCACGGGGACCCAUCAGUAAACAGACGUCAGGCUUCGCAGACGAAGAUCAAAGAUCAAGAGAUGCUUGCGUUUGCUUGCCGACGUGCAAACAAGCCGAGGAACGAGGCGAUGGCGUACUACAACAUGGGGGUGCUGCUGGACAAUGACAAGGAGUUAGAGAAGGCGAACGCGUGCUAUGAGCAAUACCUGCAGGCGAGCAGGGCGGUAGGCGACGUCAAGGGCGAGCAGCUGGCGUUGAACUCGAUGGCCAUCAAUUUCUUCAAGCUCGGGCGGUAUGAGGAAGCGAUCGAGCUGAGCAACCAACAUCUCCAGAUCGCCGACGUGGCCGGCAAGUUCGUCGCUCACUGCAACCUCGGGCUCGCCUACGCCGCCAUGGACGAGCUCGAGCAGUCCUCACUCAACCACCGACAGGCGCUCAGGUACGCGAUCGUGAUGUCGAGCGUGGUGGGGGAGAGUCUGGCGUGUGGGAACCUGGGGAACGUGGCGGAGAGGAAGGGAGACAUGCGAACAAGCAAGGCCUGCCUGGAGCGACACCUCAAGCUCUCCGUCGCUCUCAAGGACCUCAAGGCGCAGCUGGACGCGAACCUGCUGCUGGGGAAGAUGGCGAACGAGGAGGGUCAGUACGAGGAGGCGUCAAGCUACUUCGAGAACGCGAAGAAGAUCGCGCAAGAGCUCGGAGACUCGCGGGCUGCGCUGGUUUGCAAUUGUAAGAUCGGGAUGGCACGAGGAAACGCAAAGUUUGAGGAUAUGGUCUCGUCGCUUGCCGAGGGUCUGGAACAGGAGGGGAGCUAGGCAUAGACGAGGUCGUAGUGUCCUGGGCGGUAGAGCAUGUGAACGACUGGCUCCUUAUCGGGAGGGAAGUCUGCGAACAAGAUGCGAAUCAAGGGGAGGAGAAGAGCGGGGAGGAGAUCGGAGGGUCACCAUGAAAGUUAAGAGGUCCAUCAGAUCG